UUAAAGGGACGGAGACUAAACAGCCACGUAGUAAAAGGCGAAGCUCUCAAAGAGUGGCCUGGAUUCAGAAGUGCCUCUUGGGGCUGACAUACUCUGAUCGUGUUCCUCCUGGAAGAUGGUUUUAUAAAGUACACCUGCAGCACUGAGACUGUUACAGUGGAUACCGGCCAAGCCGACGCAGCGCAGAUGGAGGCGAAUACAUAUCAAGAUGACCAAGUUACAAAACCCCAACAGACUGAAGCCAUUCUGGAUGGGACACAACUGAAACAAGGACUGGAAAGUUCCCAAAAUGCAAAGGAUAUUCAGAAUGGUCCUGUCCCUUCAGACGUGUUGCCAAACGGAAGUGGUCUGGUCGACGGCUUCAGCGCUGCCGGGGAAACCCUUAUAAACGGGUCUCUGCCCCAGACAGCUUCUCCCCAGAUCCUUAGCUCCCCCGUCAGCGUGCAGACCCCGGAGCCGUCCCCAGGUGUGGCAGAUACUCAGCCCGUGGUGCUAGAGGAGUCUGAGGGGGCUAGUGCUGAGGUCACGGUUCACAGGGCUGAUGCUUUGCAGUCGCUCAGACUCAGUAUGCCUAUGCAGGAGACUGAACUGUCCAACCAAAAGCCGUCUCUGGAGAUGGAGAAUGAAGAGAUGAUUCGCUUGGAGGCUCGUCGGCGUCUGGAGGAGCAACUCAAACAGUACCGGGUCCAGAGGCAUAAGGAGAGGUCUCGCCGCACCUCUACCAAAAGCCGGCAGUUCAGCACUCUGGAUCCAGAGCUGAUGUUGCAUCCUGAAGUGCUACCCCGGGCUAACACCGUUGCCAUGACCACGGAGUAUUCUUUUCUGAGGACCAGUGUCCCACGCGGCCCCAAACUCGGUAGCCUGGGGAUUCCUCCUUCCAAGGAAAGAAAGUCCAAGUCCACACGCUCCAACAAGAUCCAUUCCUUGGCCGAUUUCAAGUCUGACAGCGAUGGUGGGGACGGUGGUGGUGGGGGAGGAGGAAGUGGCAUGAAGUCUGUAGACGGCAGCAUGAGCUCCCUGCACACCACCGUUAGCUCUGUGUCCACGCUGUCUGAGAUCAGCGUGAUGUCGGAGGGCAGCACCUGCGAGACAGAGCCGUGUGUUUCACUGAAGGCCAGCGAUAGCGUGUCAGAAAUUGACGGCAGCGAAUCGGGAGCGAGGCCGGGGAACGAUGGCAACGAUAGCGACAGCUCUUCUUACAGCAGUGUGUCCACCAGAGGGAUGUACGGCAUGCUCUCUGCUGCAGUGGAGAGGCAGCAGGGCCCGUACACGGUAGAAGGGAGGGAGAUUCCCCCGGAGGCCAUGGGUCAGUUUCCUUCUCUGCAGGAGGUUCUGCAGGCGGCCAGUGAAGAGCAGCACCUGCUGGAGAUGGAGCAGGACAGAGAAGGAACCGCAGAGCCGCGCAGCCGCCGGGACAGUUUUUCCAGCAGUGUUUCUUUGGAGAGUUCUGUGAUGGGCCACGAUGAGAUGCUGCAGGUGCUGAAGGAGAAGAUGAGACUCGAGGGUCAGCUGGAGUCCCUGUCGUCUGAGGCCAAUCAAGCUCUGAAGGAGAAGACAGAACUCCAGGCUCAGCUCGCCACGGUGAAUGCUCAGCUGCAGGCGAAGAAGGAGGAGGCUCACGUGAGCCAGGAGAAGCAGAGCGUCCUCACGGGGGAGGUGGACACGCUGCGGCAAAACUGCAGCCAGCUAGAAAAGGCCAUGGUGGAGCUCCAGGGCAGUCUGGAGACUAAGAAUGCCAGUUUGACGUCUUUAAGCAACGACCUGAAGGUUUCUGAAGACCAGUACAACAGGCUGAUGGUGAAGGUGGAGGAUUUGCAGAGUAAUCUAACUUCACGGGACAGUGCAGUUCAAGUGGUGCGUGAGCAGAUGGUUGGGAUUCAGAACCAGCUCCAGAACGUGCAGCUGGAGCGCAGCACGCUGCAGAGCCGACUGAAGACGGCCCAGGCCGAGAUCGACUCUCUGCAGCAGGUCCGGCAGUGGUACCAGCAGCAGCUGGCGCUGGCCCAGGAGGCCCGGGUCCGGCUGCAGGGGGACAUGGCCAACAUGCAGGCUGGACAGAUGACUCAGUUUGGUGCUAUGGAGCAUCUAAAGCUGGAAAAUGUGACGCUUUCUCAUCAACUCACCGAGACCCAACACCGCUCCAUCAAGGAAAAAGAGCGUAUUGCUGUCCAGCUGCAGAGCAUUGAGGCUGACAUGCUGACCCAGGAGGCCUCUUACAAGCAGAUCCAGGAUGCUAAGAUGAUGGUGGAAGACGACUUGCAGCACAAACUUGAACAGUUUGAAGAAGAGCGAGAGCAUUUAAUCAAGUUAGCCAACACAGCCAGCGCGCUGGAAAGGGAACUAGAGCAGGCAAAGUUAACCCUUUCCCAAAAAGACCUGCAGCUCCAGUCACUGCAGAAGGAACAUCUGGAGCUGAUGCGGCAGCUGACAAACACUCAGGAGAGCCUGCAAACCAAAGAGCAGUCCAUCAACCAGCUGGAGGCCCGGUACCUGGAGCUGGAGGCUCAGCUGACGGAGCUGCAGACGGAAGGCAGCGCCAAGGACGACAACAUCCAGUACCUGCAGAAUGAGAAGAUCGUCCUGGAGGUCGCCCUGCAGGCCGCGCGAGCUGACAAGAGCCAGCUGGACGAGGGGGCUGAGAAGUUGGGAGAGGAAGUUCUGGUGGCCUCGGACAUACUGGAUCAGCUCAGGCAGGAAGUCCAAAUCAAAGCCAAUCAGAUUGAAAGUCUACAACAGGACAAUAAUUCCCUGAAGAAACAAGCUCAGAAAUUAAAGGAACAGUUCCAGCAACAGAAGGUUAUGGUGGAAGCGUACCGCCGCGACGCCAGCUCCAAAGACCAGCUGAUCAGCGAGCUCAAGUCCACCAAGAAGCGGCUGCUGGUGGAGGUGAAGGACCUGAAGACGGAGCUGCUGAACAUCCAGGGGGAGAAGCAGAAGGCAGAACUGGAGCAGACCCGUCUGCAGAAGGAAGUGGCACGAGUCCAGCAGCAAAUGACAAACAUGGAGGCCCAUCUGCAAGACAUUCAAACAGAGAGGGACCAGCUAGAAACACAGAUCCAGACUCUGCAGUUUGAUCAGAACCAGCUUGCAGCAGUGACUCAAGAGAACGAGAGCCUGAGAAAACAGGUGGAGCAAAUGGAGGGAGAAGCCAAAAAGGCCAUCUCGGAGCAGAAGGUGCGUGUGAAGAGGCUGGGGACAGAUCUGACCAGCGCUCAGAAGGAGAUGAAGGCCAAGCACAAGGCCUACGAGAACGCCGUGGGCAUCCUGAGCCGGCGGCUCCAAGAGGCGCUGACGGAGAAGGAGACGGCAGAAGCCGAGCUGGUUAAACUCAAGGCCCAGGCGUCAGAGGGAGGAAACAGCCAGGCCUUACAGGCGAAGAUGGAGACGCUGCAGGCCGAGCUGCAGGCGGUGACGCACAGCAAGACCCUGCUGGAGAAGGAGCUGCAGGAAGUCAUCACGCUCACCUCCACGGAGCUGGAGGAGUACCAGGAGAAGGUUAUGGAGCUGGAAGAUGAGCUUCAGGAGUCGCGCUGCUUCAAGAAGCGGAUCAAAAAGCUAGAAGAUGCCAACAAGAAGUUGGCCCUUGAGCUGGAACAUGAAAUAGGGAAACUGGCGGGACUAGCCCAGUCCCACAGCGCCCUGCGGGAGCACGCCAACAUUCUGGAGUCGGCCUUGGCUAAAAGGGAGGCAGAUCUCGUCCAGCUCAACCUGCAGGUUCAAGCUGUUCUAAAGCGUAAAGAAGAGGAGGACCAACAGAUGAAGCGGAUGGUGAAGAGUUUACAGAUAUCUUUGGAGAAAGAGAAAAGCUCGGUCAAGAACCUUAAAGAACAGGUGGCAGCAGCGAAGGCCGAGGCCGCCCAUAAUAGAAGGCAUUACAAGGCAGCGAUGCUGGAGCUGUCGGAGAUAAAGAAGGACCUGCGGUCCAAGGAAGAUCUCGUCAAAGUCCUGCAGACGGAAGCUCGAAAACUACAGAUUCAGGAUGAUCAACACACUCAGGACAUUUCCAGGUUUCAAGAGGAACUUUCUGAAGCUCACGCACAACUGCAGAUCCUGCAGAAGCAGCUGGACGAAGAGCUGGCGAAGCAGCCGCUCACGAACCAAGAGGUGGAGGACCUGAAGUGGGAGGUGGAGCAGCGGCAGCGGGAGCUGGAGGCUCAGAAGCAGCAGCUGGAGAUGAUGGAACAAAGUCACCAUCGGGAGCUGGACAACCUACAGACCGCACUGCAGAACAUCAAGGUGGAGCUGGAGUUGGUGCAGGAGGAGCUGAGCGGCACCAGGAAAGACAAGUUUAUGCUCCAGGCCAAAGUGGGAGAGCUGAGAAACAGCAUGAAAACGGUCCUGUUACAGAACCAGCAGCUCAAGCAGGACCUGAAACAGAGCCGUCUCUUACGGCAGCGUAUGGAGUUGAAGAGCGAGGGAAGCCCGUCCAGCCCCGUGACACCCGUAAAGAUCCCAGACUGCCCAGUCCCGGCCUCGCUGCUGGACGAGCUGCUGAAACCCUCGACUUCUGUCAACAAGGAACCGCUCAACAACCUCCACAACUGUCUACGGCAGCUCAAGGAGGAGAUGGACAGCCUCCAGAAACAGAUGGAGGAACACACGAUAACGGUGCAUGAGUCGAUGAGCUCAUGGACAAACACAGAAGAGGAACUGUCUCAACUCGGACUUGACAACGACAUUUCCAAUUCACCAACAGUGAUUAACAACGUGGUGGUAGUUGAAAAUAACAACGAAGCAGAUCCGCAGCCAUCAUAAAGGAACUUCUUCUCAGGCCAAUAGAGGAAGAGUGGAGUUUUAUCCAAUAAGGCACUUUUAAGCUCCGUAUUCCCUUUCUCUUUUCUUAAUAAUUGCUGCCAACAUUUGGCAUUUCUCCUCAUCAGCACAGACGUGCUUUUGCAGAGUCAUUCUUUAUAUGCCAUAGCUUUAUUAUUACCUCUUUAUUUGGUAGUUGUUUUGCUUUUGUCACAUUUAUUUAUUAAAAGUUAAGAAAUUACAGCAUUUGCUUUGACAGCGCCCCCCCCCCCCCC
Messenger RNA from Cololabis saira (Pacific saury), 5027 nucleotides. It is a transcript of the gene golga3, whose product is annotated as golgin A3. NCBI's taxonomy places the organism in Eukaryota, Metazoa, Chordata, Actinopteri, Beloniformes, Belonidae. The transcript has 24 exons. The record is from RefSeq and is a predicted model, not a curated record. Bases 187 to 4755 code for a protein of 1522 amino acids.